CGAAAUGUCGCGUUUGGCCGCAACAUGCAAGUUCAGAUUGUCUAAAGUUCUCUGAUACUCUUGUCAUUAAGCUGCCGAACAUGGGCGGUCACUUUUCUGUCUAUAUAAACAUUAGCCCAGCACACCUCUUGAGAUUAAUCACUCGCGCACAUGAUCAGGCACAGUGCACAUGUCUGAGCAGUCACAGUCUCGCCUAUCUGGAAUGAAAGCAGCUCAGUGAUGGAGUUCAGAGAGCUGGGAGCAGACGACAGUUCUGAGGGCGAUAUGGAGGAUCUGGAUAGUGUAAAAGCCCUGACAGAGAAACUCAAACUUCAAACGCGCAGACCGUCGUACCUAGAAUGGAAGGAGCGACUGCAGGCUCGCCCGUGGACUAAUGCCACACACAGUUCAAAUGUCAGCAGCCCAGGAUCUGUGGAGGAGGACACUCAGCUAUCCGACAUCUGCAAAGAUGGGAUGCCUUAUAAGAAUAUAUGCGGCUUUGAUACUAUAGACGACGCGUUAGAAUGGCUCAGAAACGAACUGAGGGAGAUGCAGAUGCAGGAUAACCGUCUCGCACGGCAGUUGAUUCGCUUACGGGUGGAGAUCCACAGGUUGAAGGUGGAGCAGGUGUGUCACCGUCACAAAGAGAUGCUGGAUGAUGCCACGUAUGAGCUGGAGGAGUGCGAGGAGGACUCAGACCUGCUGUGUGACAUCCCCAUGAAAGCUGCCUUCACUCUGUCCACCCCUCUCAAACAUCUUGGUCUCACCAGGAUGAACCUCAACUCCAGACGAUUCUCACUCUGUUGAGAGGCACGGUGAUGAGAGACGCCCCUCAAGAAAAUUUCUGUUACUUUUGCUGACACUGCAUGGAAACCAAAGUUUUGUUUCAUUUCAGUGUUAAAAUUGGACCAUAACAGAAAAAUCAAAA
Molecule: messenger RNA, 907 nt
Organism: Sinocyclocheilus anshuiensis
Lineage: Eukaryota; Metazoa; Chordata; Actinopteri; Cypriniformes; Cyprinidae
Product: protein FAM167A
Exons: 2
Coding region: 220-786 (188 amino acids)
Source: RefSeq, a predicted model, not a curated record